CAUCACUGUGCUAUCGCAAGAUACGAGGUCCCAUUCAGUGCCCUACGAACUCUCCCCAAGUAAAAAAUCGACAACAAUUCGACGUUCAUAAUCAAUAACCGGGUAACAAAGAGUGGUAAAAUAAACGAAACACAUCUGAUUGACCGUUAAAACGAAGCAGGAAGUCCCGGAAGAGACCAUGUCAUCUACGUCAAAUAAUUAUACGCCACCCCCGAGGGAUACCGCUGCGAUGAAGGAUACGGGGAGAGAAGGUCGCCUUUCUUUUCGGAAUUUUGCCGAGAACCAAUUAAAGAAAGAGUUCAAGGCCGAAGCUAUGAAAAAAUGCGAUUUGCAGAUCGGUGCCCUKGCCGAAUGCAUCAAGGACGAAGGCCUGUUUGCGCCCUUCAAUUGCCGGCCAAUACAAAAGGAUGUAGACGAGUGCAUGAUGGUAUACAACUCCGCCGAGCGUUUUAAGUUAUACGUGAAAGAGCACGAGGACGAACUACAGAGCAAGCCGUUCGUAUAGCUGCUAGGCCAUUGUCGCACCAACAAAGUUCCGGGUACACAUACCUCGGACAAUCACAAUCUACUUUCGCCAAUUCGAGAACUAGAUCUUUCCGGAAGUGACGAAUCAGCUUCUCCCUUUAAUUAUUUAUUGUGCUUUUAMGUAUUAUUGCAAUGCAUCCGUAGGCUACAAAAAGCUCUUCAAUUAUCGAAGAASAGGAAAAUAUACUUCUGAAAGAACC
Pseudo-nitzschia multistriata is the source of this 725-nucleotide messenger RNA. Lineage: Eukaryota; Bacillariophyta; Bacillariophyceae; Bacillariales; Bacillariaceae. The record is from the annotation of a GenBank genome assembly.